GGGCGUGGUUGCGAGGGGAGGAGGAAGUUGUUUGUGUGAAACUCUAACUUCAUGCUAAGAAGAUAUCUAAGGGGGAGAAGCGUCGUUUUCCAAGUACUACAUAUCUCUAAAUAAUGUAUCAAACCGACGCUUCUCCUUCUCCACUUCAGCUAAAGGAGCUAUUGCUUCAAUCAAUAGACGGGGAUGCGAAUGUGUUGAGCAUGGAGAGUGUGGCAGAAGUUAUCUCAGCGCUGGAGAAAUACCCCAUUACUAAAGAAGAACUUGAGGAAACAAGAUUGGGAAGACACAUUAACAACUUGCGUAAGAAGACCUUGAACACAGAGCUUUCCAAACGAGCCAAAAGGCUGCUGAAAACCUGGAGGAAGAUCGCCCUGGUCAGGCAGGAGUCAGUGGUGGCAGCCUCUGGUGUCACUGCAGAGGCAGACACAGACACUCUGGAGGCGGCCUUUCCAGAAACUUGUUUUCCAAAGUCUGCAGAUGUAGACAACAGGAAUUUUCCUCCUAUCACCAAAGACCUAUCCAUUAUUCAAUACAACACGCGAAUAAAGGAGGUCACUGCAGUGGACAGCCCAGAGGUCAUCCCCAGCCCCACAGCUGAGCCAGCGAGCCCGGGUUUCCUCCUCUAUAGACCCGUCACCUCUUCUAAAAUGGUACCCCAGAUCGCCAAUCACAGGCAUCUUGCCAGAAGCAACCAAGUGCCAGCUAGUCCCAAUUCUGGUCUCUUGAAUCCUUGGCUGGGGAAACCCGAAUCCUGGCCUAGAGUAUGUCAGGAACCUGGAAGUUUGGAGACCAUUUCCCCAGCCAGUUGUAGCACACCUCCACACAGCCUGGCUGCUGUCGCUUCAGAUUACUCUGCGAUUCACAAGUGCCCCCAGUCAGCACUGCCUUUCCCAGUCAAUCUGAUGGAGCAUGUUGAAGAGAUGCAGCACAGCAGUAGUUUUCAGCCGUCAACCUUUGAUAAUGAGAACAGAAAGCUCCCAAUAUUGCCUGAGAUUGGUUAUAACCAGCCUAAGGACUAUAUUGGUUCACCAGUGCCAGCAGGCUGUUUAGACACAGAAAGGAUUCCUUCAAAAAAAAAAACCAAAAGAGGGAGAAAGAAGGGGAGGCUCAAAGACUUCCGAGUGAACCUCGACGGCCCACAAUCGGACAAGAUGGAAAGACCAGGGAGGUUAAAAGAACGGAGAAUAACGUACAACCCCAUGACGGGGCAGAUUAUCCUGGCUAGUCAGAAGACAAUGGUGGCCAAUCACGAUGUUGGAGCACUGCCGGUUAGCUGCGGUCAAGUUUCCGAGCUGCGGGAGAGGAACUUGCAGAUUUGGGACAGUAUGGACAAGCAGGACUGGAAGGAGUUUGCCAAAAAAAAGAUCAUUCAAAAAUACCUGAGCAGCCAGUGUCACAGGUUGUCCUUCCCUGGCUUGGAGCCUCAAGAAUACCAUGAACACGUGAGGGACUUCAUUCCAGAGGACUGCUGCCCCACUUCACCUCCUUCUCUAGUGCUGCCAACAGAGCCUAGCACCAGUAUUUCUGGAGUCAGCCGAGAGGUCUCAAUGGAGGACGUGUCUCGACUGCACACUGAAAACUGGCGGGGAGUUAACGGUUGUUACGACGACAAAGGAAACUGGUAUGACUGGGCGCAGUGUAUUUCAUUGGACCCUUAUAGAGACGAAGGAAAGUUGAAUAUUUUGCCUUAUGUGUGCCUUGACUAGUGUCCCAGAUUUGCUAUAAUUAUAAAAAGUCACUUGGCAUCUGCAAGCUGUUCUGAGCAAUGACAUUUGUCAGAACGUACAAUGUUUACAACAUUCUAGGACUACCCCAUUUGGCACUGUAGUGUAUUCUAUCCUUAAGGGUUUACUCUUGUUCCCCAGCUUUAGAAGGUAGACACAGGGUAAUGAAACAGAAUCAUUUCUGGUCCUCAGUCACAUAAACAGGAUGCGGGUAAGUAAAUGAUGAAGUUUCCAUGGAAACUUCAUCCAUUUACAAAGCAUUAGCAUUUAGACAGAACAAAAUCAACUCAUUUAUUCUUUGUAAAUACAGGGAGAAAAAAUAGGUUAUUUAGCCAUUUUUAGGCAGUUGAAAGUUGUAUUUCAUUGCUGACUGGUUAUUUCAGUAUUGUUUGGAGACUACUUGAAUCUUUUUGUUUUAAAUACUGCACAUUUAUUUGUUAUCAAUGUUUUGUGUUUGAUUCAUAUGAAGACUUUUAUGAACAGGUAAUACUAGCAGCGACUGGCUGUUAUUAUCAGAGGGGUAUAUGGAUACCCUACUCGUUUCCCCACAAAGAUUAGCAAAGUUUGAAGAACAUUCUCAAAAACAGCAACAGGAGUGACACCUGGGAAAUAAAAACAGGCAAUAUAGUUGUAUUUUAUAUUAAUACUUGUUUGUUUUCACAGUGAGUGAGGAGUGUAUGGAUUGGGAUCCUUUAGGAUCCUAGGAAAAUGUCAAAUAGGUACUAGAAACCGGAUGAGCACUGAUGUGCCGAAUGGCAUCCUCUGGUUAACUAUGCAAUUCGUUUUAAGUUAAUGCCAUUUACGCUUCAAAACAACUAGACAGGUUAUGGAUCAAUCAUAAAUUAAGCACAUCAGCAGCACAUUUUUCUCACGACAAAAAAUUGUUUAAAAUUUAAUUUUUAUUUGAGAGAGAGAGAGAGAGAGAUAGAGAUAUAUAUAUAUAUAUAUAUAUAA
Molecule: messenger RNA, 2678 nt
Organism: Polyodon spathula (Mississippi paddlefish)
Lineage: Eukaryota; Metazoa; Chordata; Actinopteri; Acipenseriformes; Polyodontidae
Product: mediator of RNA polymerase II transcription subunit 26-like
Exons: 3
Coding region: 114-1706 (530 amino acids)
Biological process (GO): regulation of transcription by RNA polymerase II; positive regulation of gene expression
Cellular component (GO): core mediator complex; nucleus; mediator complex
Molecular function (GO): transcription coregulator activity
Source: RefSeq, a predicted model, not a curated record